Mauremys reevesii (Reeves's turtle) is the source of this 2061-nucleotide messenger RNA. RefSeq names its product TLC domain-containing protein 4-like. Gene Ontology annotation, cellular component: endoplasmic reticulum; membrane. The coding region runs from base 130 to 909 and encodes 259 amino acids. Gene Ontology annotation, biological process: lipid homeostasis. NCBI's taxonomy places the organism in Eukaryota, Metazoa, Chordata, Testudines, Geoemydidae. The record is from RefSeq and is a predicted model, not a curated record. The transcript has 7 exons.
CGGGGCGUGGGGUUGGGAUGUGGCAGCUCCGCGGAGCCUCCGCCUGGGUGGCCGCGGGAGCCCCUGGGCUCCGAGCAGCCGGCGCCCCACGCCCGGGGGCAGGAGCUCCCCAGGUGCCACUGAGCGGCCAUGGAGGAGUCCACGCGGCUGGGUUACUGCAUCGUGGCCGGCAGCUUCGUGGCCUUCCAGUUCUUCUUCUCGGCUGUCAGCCCCCAGCUCUCGCUGGCUCUCAGUCGCCGCUACUGCAGCCUGACCACCGUCAAAAAGUGCGAGUGGAACUCCAGGUGUGUCUCCACCCUGCACGCGCUCAUCGUCGGCCUCUUCUGCCUCUACAUCCUCUUCUUCGAUGGAGCCGUUAACGCCAACCCCAUCUGGGGGGACCCUGACCUGGUGAAACUCAACGUGGCCAUCACCUGCGGGUACCUGCUCUACGAUUUGCUGCUGCUCCUGCGCUACUGGAAGACGCUGGGCGACUCCCUGUUCGUUUGCCACCACUUGGUGGCGCUGUACGCCUACGGCUACGUGCUGAGCCGAGGGGUGCUGCCCUAUUUCGCCAACUUCCGCCUCCUGUCCGAGCUCUCCACCCCAUUCGUCAACCUGCGGUGGUUCUUUGACACCGUGGGGCAGCCCCGCUCCUCCUGGUUCGUCCUGGCCAACGGCCUGGCCAUGACCGUGGUCUUCUUCCUGGUGCGCAUCGCCGUCAUCCCCAGCUACUACGCCCGCGUGCUGGCCUGGUACGGCACGCCCGAGUACGCCCGCCUGGGGCUCGCCGUGCAGGUGGCCUGGAUUGUGCCCAGCCUGGCCCUGGAGCUCCUCAACCUGGUCUGGAUGUACAAGAUUGUCCGGGGCUUCUACCGGGCCUUCUGCCGGCCCCAGGAGCGCAAGCCGGCCUGCGGCCACGGCGACUGAGCGGGAGCUGGACUUCCCCAGGGGGCACGGCCGGCGGCCCCAAAGCUCCUGGCAGAGCUGGACGAUCCACGCUCGUUCCCAUCAGAGCCCACAGCCACAGGAAUCCCCUGGCCUGGCACGUGCCGCCAGGCACCCGGACUGACCCCCACGGAGCGCCAGGCGCGGGCGGGCACCUCGGAAACUCAUGGAGAUCACAGACUGGCAUAUGCCCCAGGCACCCAGGAAAUCCAUGGGGCACCGGGACUGGCACUGAACACGGGACGUCUGGCCGGGAGCCCGGUGGGGCCCGUCUGUGGGGCUGGCAGUGCCCCUCGCAGGGGGCUAAGGCUGCCCAACCCCCAGCUAGGGGUGUCCUUGGGGGGGCCUGCGUGUCCAUGCAUACGGGGCGCAGAGGCUCCAGCCGGGUGGGGGGUCCCAUGGGGCAGAGCAGGGAGCCAUGGUAGGGCCACGUUACAGCCUCGUGAACGGCUUCCGCAGGCCCCCGCGCCCCCUCCCACUCCUGCAAAAAGUGGGAGGAGCCCCACGCUACUGGGCUGGAGAGCUGGGGGGGCCCAUCUGCACUGAACCCCCGAGGGCCAAGGGGUCUACGUAGCUUUUGAGGACACCCCUGUGCCCCAGGAUCCUGCAGUCUGACCCUGGCCCCUCCCUCCCAGACGCCUCCUGGCCCAUAGCACCCCCCGGCCAUAAAGCCCUGGCCCCUGCUGUGGCGGGGGGAGCUGGGAGGGCACACGGGUCCCAGCAGGGGUGUCUCUACCACAGGUCAGUCCCCAGCUAAACCUAACUCCCUGGGCUGGGGCCCCAGAGACCCGGGGUCUAGUCCCUGCCUCUGUGCCUCAGUUUCCCUGUCUGUUAAAGGGGGACAAUGCCCCUUCAUCUGUGCCUUCUCUCUUCAGAGUGGGAGCUCUUUGGGGCAAGCCUGUCCCACCCUCUGUAUCUGUGCAGCCCCCGGCACGGCCGGGGGCCCCCGAUCUCGGCCUGGGCAGCUCCCGGCACGGCCGGGGGCCCCGAUCUCGGCCUGGGCAGCUCCCAGCACGGCCGGGGGCCCCCGAUCUCAGCCUGGGCAGCUCUCGGCAUGGCCGGGGGCCCCCGAUCUCAGCCUGGGCAGCUCCCGGCAUGGCCGGGGGCCCUCGAUCUCAGCCUGAGCAGCUCCCG